Drosophila novamexicana is the source of this 886-nucleotide messenger RNA. Its product is annotated as farnesol dehydrogenase. The coding region runs from base 6 to 764 and encodes 252 amino acids. The record is from RefSeq and is a predicted model, not a curated record. The transcript is spliced from 2 exons. NCBI's taxonomy places the organism in Eukaryota, Metazoa, Arthropoda, Insecta, Diptera, Drosophilidae.
UUCAAAUGGCAACCGUUGGCAUGGAACGUUGGCAGAAUUGCAUUGCUGUGGUGACUGGCGCCAGUUCGGGCAUCGGAGCUGUGCUCAGCAAGCAGCUUGUUGCUGCGGGCGUCAUCGUGGUCUCCUUGGCUCGGCGUCUGGAUCGCCUGGAGCAGCUGCGUCAGCAAUUGCCAGAGGUACAGCGCGCCCAGCUACAUGUAAGGCAAUGCGACGUGACGAGCGUAGAGUCGGUGAACGCCGCCUUUGAUUGGAUCGAAGCAGAGCUGGGUGGUGCCGAUAUUCUGAUAAACAACGCGGGAAAGCUAUCCGGUGGUCAACUGGUUACCAUGCGGUUGGACACAGUGCAAGAAUUGCUGCAAACGAACGUGAUGGGCGUUGUUUACUGUACACAACGCAUUUUUGAAUCAGUACGGCAACGCAAUACACCCGGCCAUGUGGUGCUCAUCAACAGCAUUGUGGGUCACUAUCUGUUCAAUCCGCUGCCCGGCAGCGUCCAGGAGCUGAACAUGUAUCCGGCCACGAAGCAUGCAUUGACCGCCAUGACAGAGCUCUUCCGUCAGGAGUUUCGCGACCUUAAAAGCCACAUAAAGGUCACGAGCAUUAGCCCGGGCCUGGUGGAUACGGAUCUGGUGCCGCAGGCCUACAAGCGACUUCCCAUGCUGCAGCCCGAGGAUGUGGCCAAUGCCAUCAUGUAUGCACUGGCAACGCCACCACAUGUUCAGGUGCACGAGCUAACCAUAAAGCCAAUGGGCGAACCGUUUUAGCAGCGUGACAUCUGGAUAAUACCAGGUUAAUUGUAGCCUUAAAUGAUGGUUUAGUUAUUUUGUAUUACAGAAUUUGUAUGAUGUAAUAUAUAUAAAAUCUUAAAAAUGGGAAACUUUUUAUA